CAGCAUGACGUAUAAAGAAAAGAAACACAGUCGGUAAAUUAAGGAAACACUUUUUUCAAGGAUGACCUAGCGGCAACAAGUCAUCAAUUCAACAUUAAGCAGUUUCUGACGGUCCAUUAAGAUCCUCGUUUGAAGGCCUUUACAGGAAACGGGAGGCCCUUAGGAGGAUGUUUAAGGAGUCAUAUUGACCAUCACACCAUAGCAACUGAAAACAAGGAUUAACAUCAUAGGAUGCGCUUUCAUUACAAUAGACACAAAUCUCUCUUCAGCGAUGACAAUAGUAGAGGUUUAACUAUAAUACCUGUCGCGGCUUACACUAUGCAAUUACUCUACUCACUGAUAAUUGCUUUCGUUCUCUCUGGUCAAGUUGGAGCAGAAAACGACGUCUGUGACACUCAAAUAUGUGAGUGUAAGAAAACAAAAGAGAGAUCGGAAACUAAAAAUUUAUUAUCAUGCACGAAAAUGAACACAUUGUCGUACCUUCCACUAUUAUCCAGUGAGAAGAAAAUGGAAAGCAUUACUGACAUAGAUAUACAGAACCAAGAAGCGUUUACCCAUUUAGGUGCCGAUUAUUUGAAGUACUAUGUCAACCUCAAAAGACUUACAAUCAUUAAAAGUGGACUUAUCUACGUAAUGCAGGAUGUCUUCAAACGCAACUUACGUUUGGAGUAUAUAAACUUGAGAUUUAAUCAGAUUAGCUUAUUUAGUUGGAAAACCGUGGAAGAUUUGAGACUAAAAAUGAUGCAGAGACAUCAGGAGAAAUGGCUCCGUGUAGAUCUGGAUGGGAACCCUCUUGUAUGCAAUUGUAGCAUAAAGUGGUACCAAAGAGAAGAUCAAGGACUGUCCCUCUCAGAAGAUGCAAGGUGUUUUGCAACAAAAAACAUGACUAUCAACAAUGUCCGCGUCACCGAUGUGGCAAUCGACAAUUGUGAUGUCCCCGCUAUUGCUGUAAAGCCGCCGAAACUUUCUGUGAACGAAAGUGCGGACGUCGAGUUUGUUUGUACGUCCGAUUCAACGCCAAAGGGCCGUAUUAGAUGGAAAACAAACCGAAUCGCAUCAGAAUUCCUUGUGAUCGCGAACGACACAAAAACAACACUCCGACUAUAUAACGUGACAACAUUAGACAACCGUUAUAUAAAGUGUAUGGCAGAAAAUGAAGCUGGGACCAACGAGGGAUCUGUUAGGCUUAUUGUAAAAUCCCCGCCAAGUAUAGCUUAUCUGAAGCAUGACAAAAACGGUAUUUUUACCCAGAAUUGUAUACUGUUUCAAAUCAUCGGCACUCCUCGGCCCAAGCUCACUUUUCUCCACAAUGGUGAAGUAUUAAUCAGAAAUGACACUGUUGUAACAACUAGGAAUUACUCGAUUAAAUCUAUUGAUUCUAAAAUUAACAACCUCACUGCUUGUCUAGAAAUUGAUAUGCCCUCCCAUAGACACAAUGGGCAAUAUACCCUGAUCGCCAGAAACGACUACGGAAUGGAUCGCAUGUCGACGAGUGUCAAACUGAUUGAUAUGCAAAUUUUUGAUCCGAAUCGGCGACCUCGUCUGCCUUGCAAUGCUCCCGGGUGUGAUAUAGCGUUUAGAGCCAGAGCAAUUAAUACUCCCACCCGUAUGUCUAUAACUGAUAUACCGGUGCCAGUAAGCAAUCCAUCGAGUCAACUGCAAAGUCCAAAGGAUGAAAUCGUACAAAUAGCCAUCCCAGUUGCCCUGUGCGUUCUAGUUCUAUUUUGUAUUGUCGCAGCCAUUAUUGUCUUCCGUCAUUUACGGCGUAAAAAGAACGGCAACAAUAGGGCUAGAAGAGGCGACUUCUUUACAUCCACCGACUCAAGGCGCCCAUUGACAUCAGGGGGACAUGUGGCGGGUCACGGGGACGUAAUAUCUCAAGAAGAUAUGCCUCUCAAUUCUGUCCACGUGGUAGAAAAUCCAAACUACCUUAGAAAGGAUAAACCGAAGAACAGCGCAGUUAUCCAUCAAAUCAAGCGCGCACAAAUAGAGUUCAUACGUGAACUAGGCGAGGGUGCAUUCGGUAGGGUUUACCUUGGGAAGUGCAUGCAUUUGCAAACAGGAGACACCACAACGAUGGUCGCUGUGAAAACUCUGAAAAACAGCUGUGACGUUGAAGAUGUACGGACCGAUUUUGACCGUGAAGCAGAACUUUUGACUAAUCUCCAACACGAUCAUAUUGUGGCGUUUUAUGGAGUGUGUACCGAGUCUGAUCCACUUAUGAUGGUCUUCGAAUACAUGGAAAACGGAGAUCUAAAUAACUACCUUCGAUCACGUGGCCCCGACGCUAUAUUUUUAUGUAAGAAUUUGCCAAGUAACUUACCGAGUAAACAGCUGACAAUCCCAGAAUUGUUGCACAUUGCUAAUCAAAUUGCCUCCGGAAUGGAAUAUCUUGGUUCCCAACACUUCGUUCAUCGAGAUCUGGCUACCCGGAACUGUUUGGUAGGAGACCGCCUCGUUGUUAAAAUUGGAGACUUCGGGAUGUCAAGAGAUGUUUACAGUACCGAUUAUUAUAGGGUUGGUGGGCAUACAAUGUUGCCUGUGAGAUGGAUGCCUCCGGAGAGUGUUCUCUACCGAAAGUUUACAGUUGAAUCAGAUGUUUGGAGCUAUGGGGUUGUAUUAUGGGAGAUUUUUACUCUUGGGAAGCAGCCUUGGUAUGAACUAUCGAAUCACGAAGUGAUUCAACAUAUUCAGAAUAAACUGCUCGAAUGCCCUAGAUUGUGCCCUGAUGAUGUGUACAGAAUAAUGCUUGGUUGUUGGAGGAAGCAGCCGCAGGACCGCCUUACAAUGACUGAGAUCAGAAAAAUGUUACAGUGCAUUUCUGAGACGUUCCCGGAAUAUCUGGAGCUCAUUGAUUAGAUUCCGACGCGUUAAGAGAUAAUAUAUAAGACACGAUUUUCAACAAAAUAAAAAAAGUUGAUCAUUUUUUAUCUUAACACCCCAGUCACAUUUGUCGCACGGCGGCCGCAAGUCGACCGCAGAACAAUUAAAUCGGUGAAUUUCUGCGGCGAGCGUAGAAAAACUACGCUCGCCUUGCGGCCUCCGUACGGCGAAUGCAGAUUUUUACAGGCCGCAGGGAAGGCGUAGAAAUUAUAACUCGGAGUUAUAAUAUUUGUUCAUUUCUGAGGUCCCCGUAGAAAUCAACUGGCUCAACAAGAUUGAAUCAUUAUUUAUCAAUGUUUCACGAUCACUUUUCAUU
Messenger RNA from Owenia fusiformis, 3199 nucleotides. Lineage: Eukaryota; Metazoa; Annelida; Polychaeta; Sabellida; Oweniidae. The record is from the annotation of a GenBank genome assembly.